GGCAAAUUGCCACACGAGACCUCAAUCAACACACGAAAAACAGAGAUGCGUAGAGCCUUGAACUUCAAUCUUUUGUAAAAUUCAAUAAUUGCAACUUUCUUUAAAAACUGGUUUUUCGUCGUCCAGAUGCACUUAUCUGGCGGAAGGAUAAGUGCUUACUCACCACAUGUCUCUCCCCUGCACGUCAUCCAUCACCAAAUAAAACAAUUGGAAUUGGAAAAUUUUACCUUUUUUGCAACCUACCGACGUCUUGAUGAAAAGUUUACGCCAUCCGUGGAGUAGUUGGACUACCCUGGUUUCAGGGAACCUUCGCAGUACUCGCUUGCUUUUUGAGCCAAUGGUAACCACAAGUGUCCAGAAGAAAUGGGACUUGCAGGGGCAGAAAUGGACCUCGUCUCAUACUCAGGCGAAGAACAAGGGAUUGUCUGCACCUUGCUGCAGCGCUGGGGGUGGAAGUGAUCCUGGAAAUAAAAGGCCAGUCCCUACGGCGAGACUUGUUCCAUAUAUUGUGAACAAUCUUCCCACGAGCCAAGCGCUUCACCAAGUUUCUGAUAAGGCGCCAUCGACAUCCGCAGGGGAAAUAUCGCAGCCAAGUUUCCACAAAUCGCAUGGACUUGAAUCUCUCCCUGCUGCGGAUCUAAGGUCCUACCUUAAAAAGGCGUAUGACGAUGCUCUGCACUAUUGCAAAUCCAAGAAACUUCCUGACGACGUGGAUCCUACCGCCGUAUUUUCAUGUAACAGACUGGACCUUAGGAAUAUUGACGUAUACGGAUUCGACUAUGAUUACACGUUGGCCUCGUACACGCCAGAGUUGGAACAACUAAUUUAUGACCUGGGGAAGGAAGCGCUGCUAAAAAAUUUUAAGUACCCCGAGGCAAUAAAGGAUCUCCAGUACAAUCCUAAUUUUGCUGUUAGAGGAUUACACUACGAUAUUCAACACGGCCUACUUCUUAAAGUCGAUAGUUUUACUCAAGUUCAGCUCGGUUGUGUUUAUAGAGGUCUCACGCCAGUUUCGGACGACGAAGUUUUGGAAAUUUAUCAGGGAAGAAGGUUACCUGCCACGUAUGUCGAGGUCCCCAAUCAGUAUCAUGACCCAAAGGCUAUGAAAAUGAUUCAGCUCGCAGAUCUCUUCUCCGUACCGGAAAUGAAUCUACUUUGCAACGUUGUUGAAUACUUGUAUCGAAAUAAUAUUGAUUACCAUCCACAAAGUUUGUUUUGGGAUGUCAAAGAGUCUGUACAAAGUAUCCAUCCCCUGAUGCACCAAGUCGUUGAGAAGGACCCAAAAAAAUAUUUAGAGUAUCAUCCCCUUCUCCGCGAAUACUUGGUUACUCUCAAGGAUAGCGGGAAAAAAGUAUUUUUGAUAACAAACAGCCCUUAUCAAUUUGUAGACAAAGGCUUGCGUUUCAUAGUUGGGGAAGAUUGGCAGCAACUUUUUGACGUCACGGUUGUGAGUGCUCGCAAGCCUCACUUUUUCUCAAACGAUAACAUUCCGUUUCGUCGUUACGACCCGGACAUGGGGCGAUUGUGGGACAGGGUCAACUCAUUUGAACCAGGGCACAUCUAUUACGGAGGAACUCUCAAGCAGUUCCAACAACUCACAGGGUGGAAAGGAGACAAUGUAGUAUACUUUGGCGACCACGCCUACACUGAUCUCGCCGACGUGACGUUGCAUCACGGCUGGCGAACGGGGGCCAUAAUUAAAGAACUAGAGUACGAAAUCGAGACUUUGAAUUCACCAGAUUUCAAGUAUGCAAUGAACUGGUUGCAAUUUCUGACAUCCUUGCUGGAGACGUAUCAAGACCUCGACAAUCCUGAAGUCCAAGACAUUAUCAAAGAGUGGCAGUCAGAGCGUCACAUUAUUCGAAAAAAGACCAAACACAUCUUCAAUCAACAAUUUGGCAGCUUAUUCCGAACCCAUUUAAAUCCUACCUUCUUCUCAAAGCGACUUUUCAGAUUUGCCGACAUUUAUACCUCAUCAGUCACCAAUCUCAUGAAAUAUUCCCAGCGACACACCUUCUACCCGCGGAGGGGGGCUCUGCCACACGAAUACCGUUCUUGGUUUAAUUAGACGCUUCUAUAUUACACCAACUUGAUUGUUUAGUGAUCUUCAAUUGAUCUAGCAGGGAAAAAAAUUACGUCAUGAUAAUGAUUAGCCUAGCUGAUAUCUAAUGUAGGCUAUUAUAGUUGCCUUAUAACUCGCAAAAAUUGUCAAUAAUCUGGAUGGUGUUAAAGUUUGCUAGUGAUUGUACAUAGUGAGGAAAUUAUAGUGGACAAUAAUGGUGUGCUAUUAAUACAUACGUAUAGAGUGGAUUGUAUCGAAAGCUUCCAAUAGUGGCCAAUUGUGCUAUAGAAUUUGAUGAUUAUAUAUUAGUGAGCAUUAUUGUUAAUUUUAGAAUGAGAAGUCUUAAAAUAUUGACGACUGAUUAUGUGUUCAAAAGUAACUGAUUUGCUUGCCAGAUGCAUAAAUAUUUCCAUACAUUAACUAAUUUGACAAAAGUGAUUAUCUGUUUCUGAAUAUUUUAUUGUCAGUUAGUAAUAAUAAUACAGCCGAAUAUAGCUAAAUAAUCAAUAUA
This is a messenger RNA of Folsomia candida, 2573 nucleotides long. RefSeq names its product 5'-nucleotidase domain-containing protein 3 (gene Nt5c). The coding region runs from base 254 to 2068 and encodes 604 amino acids. NCBI's taxonomy places the organism in Eukaryota, Metazoa, Arthropoda, Collembola, Entomobryomorpha, Isotomidae. The transcript is spliced from 10 exons. The record is from RefSeq and is a predicted model, not a curated record. Gene Ontology annotation, molecular function: 5'-nucleotidase activity.